Messenger RNA from Penicillium bovifimosum, 2268 nucleotides. RefSeq names its product N-alpha-acetyltransferase 35, NatC auxiliary subunit. Gene Ontology annotation, cellular component: NatC complex. The record is from RefSeq and is a predicted model, not a curated record. Bases 1 to 2268 code for a protein of 755 amino acids. Gene Ontology annotation, biological process: N-terminal peptidyl-methionine acetylation. The transcript has 8 exons. Lineage: Eukaryota; Fungi; Ascomycota; Eurotiomycetes; Eurotiales; Aspergillaceae.
AUGCUGCCGAACAACGAAGUCCGCGUUCCCCGUCCGCGGGCGGUUGCGCAGCCCGCAGUGCGCGACAUUACCGCUGAGUUUACAAAAGCCGCCUCGAAACUACAUACUGGCCAGCUUGUGAAGGAUGAGACGUUCACCUUGUUCGAGGCUGUGGGCGCAUUGGAGAUUAUGGACUCGAAGAUGGACAGUGGCUACAUAGCCCCCGGAGAAAAUCUUGCGCAGGCGCUCGAAGACGAUUACGACGUACGGCGGCCGUUGACACCAGAGGAAGUUAUUGGCUUGAUGGAUCAGUUGCUGUGCCACGAGGUGGCGUGGCAUAAGGGACAUCCUCUGUCGCAGACACUUUUCACAUCAAUCUACCUCGAUAAAUUAUUGUGGCCGGUUCCGAGGACCAUGGAGGACGCUCGAUUUGACCGUGUCCCCAGUGAUUCACCUUUGAUCAACCUUGUCCUGCGAGCUUAUUGCCUUUCAUUGGUUAAGGCUUGUGAUCUCGUGCAUGGCCGAGUUUCCACGGAAUACUACUAUGAGGAGGAGGAUUUUGUCAGCCAACUCUACAAUCGCAAUCUUCUUUCUGCGUUCGAGAAGUCCCAUUUCUACCGUCUGCUGGAUCAGGCGACCACUUGGAUCACUGAGGAGAGCAAUUUUGACCAGAAUCUCAAAGAUGCGAUCAACUGCAGACUCUUGUUUCGUCGCCGGUUCUUAUCUGCAUUGGCGCAUGACCUUGACGUUAUUGAGACCAGAUCUACGGAGGACUUCGUCUCAUGUUUGUCUCAGCUCGAACUUUUGUCGACAACCGUGCCACUGGGAAAGGCAGUGCCAGAGGCAUUCAGUCUGAAGAUCCAACGAAAGCUGGAUAGCACAGUGCCGCCUCGUCCUAUGGUAAAUAUUGACUCUGUCGAUGCACUUGCACAUCUGAAACGACUGUGUCAAGAUGCGAUAGACAUGCAGCAGAUGCUUGAUUAUACCGGUCCCAGCAAUUUCAAGACUGCUGUGUGGACCUUGCUUUCUCGAAAACCCCAGCCCUCAGUCUAUAUUCGUUGUCUCCUUCAAGCAUUGAUCGUCAGCAACAUGACGAUCCUCGGUGCUGUACCUGUCAAACAGUUCUUGUACGAUGAACUUGCGGAACUCGUCCUGCCUGCCAAUGUUCUGCUCGAGGCCAACACUGACGAAGUGGAAAUGCCAUCCGACCCUCGAUUUCAGAUUGCACAAAAGAUGGACAGCUUCAUGAAGCGAUUCGCUCAGCCGUUCGUUGACACCGUACGGACUGCUUGUCUCAACCGCAGUCGCAUUCGCCGAACGCUCUGUCAUACCCUCGUCGACUGGGACAAUCUACAGAUAGAGGCAGAAGAGAUUGAUCUCGAGCUUCGCACUUUGAGUGCAGAACCGCCAUUGCAAUUUCAAGGCGGCGAACCGACAUGGUCUUUCCCGCUCAGCAGUUGGGCCUAUCAUCAGAAGCUCGUCCAGUUCCAACGUAUCCUCCAGAUGGGCUUUGAGCUGUCAAUUUAUUCACCCGAAGAGCUGCCAGGCAUGUACUGGUAUUUAUCUCAUAUUUGCUCCACACACCUUGGCCACAUCGAUCGGAUCCGUACGUUCACUGUGGCUGCACGAAAACGCGACUUGAUGUCUGCCGGCGACAGUGAUCGAAGCUCCUCCCAAAAGGCAUCCGCAUUCCACCGUUCAUUCCACGCUCUGGAGAGGUUGACCACGCACAUCAUCGCAGUGGAUGCCUUUGCAAUAGCCCUACAUGCCUUGCAUGUGGUAUUGGCCCGGCACAAAAUUCUCCCGAUUGCCUCUUCUCCCCAGGCAUAUUCUACUGAUCGUCUACGGUAUGAGAUCCGUAUGAAGCCCUUCAUCCCGAUUACACUGCCAGAGUUGGUCCCGUUUGAUGAAUACCAACGCGAGGCGGCUCUCGAAGGUGAUUCUGACGCCGCAAUCCUGGAUCGUGCUUCCAAAGCGAUCACGGAAGCGCGUAAGGCCUGGGAGGCGACACUUACUAAUGGAGCCUUCAUCGAGGACCUUUCCACAUCAUCUAGACCGCCUCCCUCUGCCAUCGAAGAAGAUUGGGAGCGCGAUGUGAAGAACACCAUGCGCGCCUGCAUUGGAACCAGUCUUGCUAUUGAGGCGGUCAAGAAGGGUCUCGCGACGGCCUCUUCUGCUCAAGACCAAUCCCUCAACUUGGAAGUGGUUGUUCCUGAAAUUGGAUCCAAGUCCCGCUGGCAUGACUGGUGGGUGGUCCCGCAGGUGUCAGAGAAGAAGUCCAAGGUUUGA